CGCACAGACCCACCUUGGGUAAAUAACUACAGCCCCCACAAUUCUCCGAGCAAACAGCGUUCAGUUAUUUGCGGUGCGCUCCACUUGACAGUGGCUUGCCUGCAGCAAGUGUUAACAAGCGAUACGAUUGUGUACAAUGAGGAUAGACUGAACACAACAAAAUUGCGCCCGCGUGAACAAUGAACGAAUUAGAGAACUAGCAGAAUGGCUGUUGAAGCUGUCCACUGCAACCUGAGCCAGAACGGCAUCGACCACCAGGUGUGCUCGGAGGACAUCACCUCUCAGUUGGAGGAGGAGCCUAUCGAGCAGGAGAGCCUGGGAUUGGACGAGGAGAGUAGUCCCACCUUUCCUGAGCGGAGUCCAGCGUUCCAGCGGCGGUCCCCACCCCAGCGGUCUGUCUCAGAAUCAGAACUCUCUAAGCCAGGAAAUGUGAAGCUCUCCAAGCCGGUGGCCCUGUGGACGCAGCAGGACGUGUGCAAGUGGUUGAAGAAGCACUGCCCCAACCAGCACCAGAUCUACAGCGACUCCUUCAAGCAGCACGACAUCACCGGCCGCGCUCUGAUGAGGCUGACGGACAGGAAGCUGGAACGGAUGGGCAUCAUGCAGGAGGCCCAGAGGCAGCACAUCCUUCAGCAGGUCCUGCAGCUGCGCGUGCGUGAGGAGGUCCGCACCCUACAGCUACUCACACAAGCUUCCCUGGAGAGUUCUCUGGGUGCUCCUCCGGAGAACCCCUGGACCCCAGUCCUCCUGAGAACCCUGGACCACCACCCACCCCCAACCUGGGUAUGUGGACCUGCCCUACCACAGGGGGCGCCAUCACCGUCGAACCUCACAUCCCCUCACACCUUACCCUGCCUGUAA
Messenger RNA from Alosa alosa (allis shad), 861 nucleotides. It is a transcript of the gene samd12, whose product is annotated as sterile alpha motif domain containing 12. Gene Ontology annotation, biological process: cell surface receptor protein tyrosine kinase signaling pathway. Lineage: Eukaryota; Metazoa; Chordata; Actinopteri; Clupeiformes; Clupeidae. The record is from RefSeq and is a predicted model, not a curated record. The transcript is spliced from 7 exons. Gene Ontology annotation, molecular function: protein binding. Bases 205 to 861 code for a protein of 218 amino acids. Gene Ontology annotation, cellular component: cytoplasmic side of plasma membrane.